CUUCCCCUCUCCGGUCUUCUCUGCGCCCCUCGCCCGCCUCUCUCUCUCUGUCGGAAGAGAGGCAGAGGAGACAGAACAGUACUUUUUUUUUUUUUCUCUUUUUAUACUACUACUACUAGUACAUCUGUAGAAUCGGGCGAUUAUUCUCGAUCCGCUGUUGAAUUUGCGGCGCCAGAAUGAACGAGAAGGCCUCCGUCUCCAAGGAACUCAAUGCCAAACACAAAAAGAUAUUGGAGGGGCUUAUGAAGUUACCAGAGAAUCGGGAAUGCGCUGAUUGUAAAACCAAAGGUCCCAGGUGGGCCAGCGUUAAUCUAGGAAUUUUCAUAUGCAUGCAGUGUUCUGGAAUCCACAGAAGUUUAGGAGUACACAUAUCAAAGGUUAGGUCUGCCACAUUGGAUACAUGGCUUCCAGAGCAGGUCACAUUUAUUCAAACUAUGGGAAAUGAGAAGUCAAACAGCUACUGGGAAGCUGAACUGCCUCCAAACUAUGACAGAGUUGGAAUUGAAAAUUUUAUUCGUGCAAAAUAUGAAGAUAAAAGAUGGAUACCUAGGCAUGGAUCAUCUAGAUCACCUUCAAGGGCACCAGAGGAGAUAACAUCUGAAUUUCAGCAGAGGCAUAAUGGUACAGUCGGGUGUAAAUUCACCAACAACUUAAAUUCCGUAGAGGAGCAACGUAAACCUUCACAGUUAAAUGCCAUGAAAAAUAACCCAGUGGCACCUGAAGUACCCAGUCAGGUUUCCUUGGUAACAAAAGGGGAGGCAAUCAUGCACAAGACUGAUUCUUCACAAUCUCCAGCUCAGUCUAAAGCAGAUGUGCCACACAAAGUUGAUACGCCAGCACCACCUCCAAAAGUUGAUUAUGUAUCUGAUCUUUUUCAUAUGCUUACAGUGGAGACCCCUAGUGAGAACAGUUUAGAAUCAUCUUCCAAAGAUGAUAAUUCAUGGGCAGGAUUCCAGUCUGCAGAGGUGACAACUGCUGCAGACCAAAAAUGUAGCACAAAACCAGUUGAAAAUCCAAGGCAAUCAAUAUCAGGAAUUGAGGACUUAUUCAAAGAUUCUCCACCUCUGAUGGUGUCUUCAAGUUCAGUCAAGUCCCAGGCAAGCAUAAAAAACGACAUUAUGAGCCUCUUCGAAAAGUCCAAUAUGGUGUCACCAUAUUCCGUUCAUCAACAGCAGCUUGCAUUCCUUUCCCAGCAACAGGCUAUUCUUAUGGCUGUUGCUAAAUCAGGCACUGUGAAUCCAACAUUGUCUGGGAGUUCCAAUCAACCAGCCGUUACUGGCUUGCAUGCACCUAACAUAAAUGUCCUAUAUCAAAACUGGCCCAACAUUGGCUAUCAAGCCCCAGGAGUAACCCCACUCGAUGGUCAAAAGGAUUUCAACAACUUCAGUCAGCUUGGAAAUCUGAUGCAAGGACAUCCUUCAGGGAAUUACAGUCAUAUUCAUACAUCCGGGUAUACUGACCACCCUCCCAUUAGGAUGUACUCUAGGGGAUUGCCUUCGGUGAUCAAUGGAGCAGCAACUAGUGGAACAAGUAAAGCUGUGGCUUCUCCAGCCUCUGUUGUCACCUCCAACAAAUCAGCCAAAGAGUACGACUUUUCCUCGUUAACCCAUGGAAUGUUACCCAAACAUUGAAGUCUGUUCACUGCAGUUCCAGAAUCGAAUGAGGGCUUGGUUCCUCUCGAAGUGGCGAUUUGCGGUCACUUCGCUGGCUUCCUUUGUAUUGCUUAUGUUGACUGUUUUGUGCCAUUGUUUCAUAUAGUGAUUCAGAUGCAUGGUCAGGUGCCAUGGAUUAGUACUACAUUCGAGAAGUGCCUACUCGAGUACUUAAUAUUUUCUACAUAAACAGCAAUCCUGUCAGUCAUUAAUUUGCUUCCCCGUGUUUUGCGUA
Messenger RNA from Musa acuminata AAA Group (dessert banana), 1887 nucleotides. RefSeq names its product ADP-ribosylation factor GTPase-activating protein AGD5. The record is from RefSeq and is a predicted model, not a curated record. Lineage: Eukaryota; Viridiplantae; Streptophyta; Magnoliopsida; Zingiberales; Musaceae. Gene Ontology annotation, molecular function: GTPase activator activity. The transcript is spliced from 11 exons. The coding region runs from base 177 to 1631 and encodes 484 amino acids.